GGAAUCAUGGCCGUCCGUUGACAAGACCGACCAUAUGUAACUUGUCUGACAAUUCUUAGUCUCUUCCGAUACAGCAUGUAAACAUAUGAGCAGCGGGGAUUUAAAGAGUACUCCCACGGAUCUUACAGCGGAUAUGGGGUAGCUGUUACGGUAAAGUACUUUGUUUUGACUGCUCAUCAUCUUUGCACAUAUAAAAAUGUACAGUUCAACCUCCAACAACGGGCUGCUGCGGUCGGAGGAAGGUUCUGGUAGCAACCUCUUGGUCCACCACAACAUUAAACCCAUCAAGAGACCCGAGGUCGACAGUAACGUCAGCCUGUUAAGUCUGGCAAGCGAAGAGGACGAGGAAGUGCAGUUUGACACUUCUGACACAGAUGAUAACCGCGAGGUGUUGAUGGCUGGUAGACAAUACCUGUCCAUCCAGGAGUUUGCUUCAGCAAUCCCCAACCACCUUCUUCUGGGGUCUCUACUGGAGCACCUAUGCUUCGUCUAUGAGAGCAAUCCAGCACGCUCGCGCAUGCUGUUUAAAGUCAUUGGCCAGCGUUUAGCUGCCAUGAACCUCCUCUCACCUUUGGCCAUAAGUGAUGAGUUCAGCACCAUCAGACUGCAGCACAACCGGGCCUUCACUGAGCUGCUUCAUGCUGCCAGCUCCUCGCUGUAUCCACAGGGCCAACAACGUUUCGGCACAAACACACACAAUCCUGCACUAAGACCAAAGGAGGGACUGUUUCAAGCGCAGACAUCCCGAUAUCUUAGUGAAUUUGAAGAAAUAUGUAGACUUGGAAAAGGAUCAUAUGGAAAUGUGCAUAAGGUUAUAAACAAACUGGACGGACAACAUUACGCUGUAAAGAAAAUUCUCAUUAAAAAAGUCUCCAAGGAUGACUGCAUGAAGGUCCUCAGGGAAGUCAAAGUGUUGUCCAGCCUGCAGCAUGUAAAUGUUGUUGGCUACCACACUGCAUGGAUGGAACAUGUUCAGCCUGCGACACAGCCUGAGUCUCUCCUGCCUGCACUGGAAUCACCUGGACAGCAAGACAGUUCUGAUAAGAGCCCUGACAGCAGCAGCUCCUCAAUAGUUUUUCAAAGCCUCAGUCAAGCACCAAUAGAUACUGCCUCAAGUGCAAAAGUCAGAGCUUUAGUCCCAACCCAAGAGAAGGGCCAGGUGGUGUGUCCCAAGACGAUGCGUCGCAUCCCAGAGAACUACGUCCCCUGUGUGUUCCUGGGACAGCGAGAUCUCAUAAAGGGCUCCAAAUGUCCUGCCACGGGCUGGGACAGUUCAGCACUGUUAGAGGAGGAAUCCAGCAGGAGUAGCAUUGAACUGAACAACAACUCCUGCAUCGACAAGGAAUGUCAGGAGUGGGCUGACAUUCGCACAACAAAGCCUCCCAAAGAGGUACAGUUCCACCUGAUGCUCUACAUCCAGAUGCAGCUGUGUGAGCGCUCACUGAAGGACUGGAUCUCUGACAGGAACGCCAAGCCCAAAGAAGAACAGACCUCAAAAGGUCCAUAUGGAUGUGUUGAUACUGAACACACACUCAGCCUGCUGAGAAAUAUUCUUAAAGGGGUGGAGUACAUUCACUCCAGGGGAAUCAUGCACAGAGACCUGAAGCCAAGGAACAUUUUCCUCCACGGUCAGGACUGUCAUGUUCGGAUUGGGGACUUUGGUUUGGCAUGCAGAGAUAUAAUAAUGGAUGGGCAUAAAAGCAGCACCUCUGGCAGCAGUGAUUCCUCACAUACUACAGGUGUUGGUACUUUUGUAUAUGCUGCACCAGAACAACUAAAGGGCUCGCAUUAUGAUUCAAAGUCAGACAUGUACAGCAUUGGAGUGCUGGCUUUCGAGCUAUUUCAGCCCUUUGGGACAGAGAUGGAGCGGGUCCGGACCCUUGAAGACCUAAGAGAGGGGAAAAUCCCAGACUCGUUCUGCCAGAGAUGGCCGGUCCUGACCAAGUACAUCACGCAGCUGACGAGUACAGAACCAGGUGUUCGACCCACGGCCAGCCAGCUUCUACAGAGUGAACUCUUCUGCAGUAAAGACAUAGUGAUCCAUAGUUUGCAGAGAAGGGUUGAAGAGCAGGAGGAAGAGCUCAUACAGUUGAGGAAACAGAUCAGUCUGCUUCAGAGCUCACAAGUGACAGUUCAUUUCUCUGAGUCGGACAGGACCUGAGCCUUAAAAAUCUCAAAAUACUUCACAGACUGUCAAAACUUGAUUAAUUCAACUACUGCUGUACUAUGCUUUGGUGACUUGGUACAAGUGGUAGAGAGAGAGAGAGAGAGAGAGUGUGUGUGUGUGUGUAAACAUUUCAGUGCGUCAUGUACACCUGGAUGUAAGGGUGCAAUUAUUUAUCUUCAUUCAGCUGUUCAAUAAAUCCUAUUUCUAUUA
Molecule: messenger RNA, 2377 nt
Organism: Morone saxatilis (striped sea-bass)
Lineage: Eukaryota; Metazoa; Chordata; Actinopteri; Moronidae
Gene: eif2ak1
Product: eukaryotic translation initiation factor 2-alpha kinase 1
Exons: 15
Coding region: 197-2161 (654 amino acids)
Biological process (GO): protein phosphorylation
Molecular function (GO): protein kinase activity; ATP binding
Source: RefSeq, a predicted model, not a curated record